AUGGCACCAGCACCGACCUUUGCGGACGUCCUGCCAGUCAAGCAGCUCUCCUCGCAUCAAUACACAGUGGCCCUCGAGAACGAGUGGUGUAUAGGAACAGUGCCCAAUGGCGGCUACGUGACAUCGGCCUUCCUGGUCGUUGCGCGCACCCACAUGUCCCUCACCCACCGCAGUCGCGCCGAACCUCACCCUAUAAACCUACACCUGGAAUUCCUGCGGCGCACGUCUAUCGGCCCUACAUUAUUCACAGUCAAGGACGUGAAACUCGGCGCGCGCAUCAGUAAUCUGCACAUCACGCUGUCGCAGCAAGAAGGCCCCAACGACCAAUGGCAAGACGAAGUGGAGGGAUACAUCACCAUAAGCAACUUGGGCACGGAAGCGGGAUUGAGCAUUGACACGGACUACGAAUUGUACCCGCCAGUGCUUCCGGUCGACUUGAACCUCCUCUCGCGCGGCCAGGACCCGAACUACGCUCUGCGGGUGGAGGACCCGUUCGCUGAAUUCCGACGAGCCGCGCAGAAUAUCCAGAUGUUCCUGAUCCGGCCGGAGCGGAGGCCUGCAGGCCGGUCGAAGGCCAUCAUUGAUCAAUGGGUGCGGUUUGCCGUCGGCGGCAACGGCCCGAACGGCCGCUGGACCAACGACGCCCUGGGAUUUAUCGUCGACAUCUUCCCGCAGAUUGUCGAGAGCUAUGUCAACCCUUUCGUCGAGGAGGCCGCGCUGGGCCAGCACUCGGAAAGCGAGCUGAAAGAGUUCUUGCGCUCCAACGAGCCCCGCGCCAAAUAUUGGUAUCCCACGCUCGUGCUGAAUCUGGAUGUCAAAAAACUCUUGCCUCCGGAGGGCGUCGAGUGGUUGUUCGUCCGCGUCAAGGCCAAGGCAAUCAGGAAUGGGAGGUUUGAUUUGGACGUCGAGGUCUGGGAUGUCCAGAAGGAGUUGGUCGCCACGAGUUCUCACUCGAGUCUGGUCGUCGACGCCUCGAGGAAUACGACCCGCAAAGGGAAGACCAAGACCGCCAAGCUGUAG
Molecule: messenger RNA, 1020 nt
Organism: Capronia epimyces CBS 606.96
Lineage: Eukaryota; Fungi; Ascomycota; Eurotiomycetes; Chaetothyriales; Herpotrichiellaceae
Exons: 2
Coding region: 1-1020 (339 amino acids)
Source: RefSeq, a predicted model, not a curated record